UUCCUCCGCCCACAGGCUGGGGUCCGGUUCAGCCCCUUCUCCUUCGGCGCAGCCGGCCCGGCGCUGCGAUGACCGUCACCUACACAGCCCGCGUGGCCAAUGCGCGCUUCGGCGGCUUCUCGCAGCUGCUGUUGCUGUGGCGCGGGAGCAUCUACAAACUUCUGUGGCGCGAGCUGGUCUGUUUCCUGGGGCUCUACAUGGCGCUGAGUGCCGCCUAUCGCUUCGUGCUGACCGAAGGGCAGAAGCGCUACUUCGAGAAGCUCGUCAUUUACUGUGACCAGUAUGCCAGUCUCAUCCCGGUCUCUUUCGUGCUGGGUCCCCACGCUCCCAACCGAGUGAUUCCUUGUGGCCAGGGUGACAACCUGCCUAUGUGCCCCGAACAUAGGCCCUGUGUCUCCACCUCCAUACUGACAUCCCAAUCCCACAUCCCAGGUUUCUAUGUGACGCUGGUGGUGCACCGCUGGUGGAACCAGUACCUCUGCAUGCCGCUGCCAGACGCGCUCAUGUGCGUGGUGGCAGGCACGGUGCACGGCCGCGACGAGCGGGGCCGCCUCUACCGGCGUACGCUCAUGCGCUACGCCGGGCUCUCGGCUGUGCUUAUCCUGCGCUCAGUCAGCACCGCGGUCUUCAAGCGCUUCCCCACCAUAGACCACGUAGUGGAGGCGGGAUUUAUGACCCGCGAGGAGCGUAAGAAGUUCGAGAACCUGAACUCGUCGUACAACAAGUACUGGGUGCCCUGCGUCUGGUUCUCCAACCUGGCUGCGCAGGCCCGGCGUGAGGGUCGCAUUCGCGACAACAGCGCCCUUAAACUGCUGCUCGAGGAGCUGACCGUGUUUCGGGGCAAGUGCGGAAUGCUCUUUCACUACGACUGGAUCAGCGUACCCCUUGUCUAUACCCAGGUGGUCACCAUCGCUGUGUACAGCUACUUCCUGGCCUGCCUCAUCGGUCGCCAGUUCCUGGACCCAGCUCAGGGCUACGAAGGCCACAACCUGGACCUGUGCGUGCCCAUCUUCACCCUGCUGCAGUUCUUCUUCUAUGCGGGCUGGCUCAAGGUAGCCGAGCAGCUCAUCAAUCCCUUCGGAGAGGACGACGAUGACUUUGAAACCAACUUUCUGAUCGACCGCAACUUCCAGCCCAUCCUGAGGGGUCCACCCCGUGCACGCCCGCAGGUGUCAAUGCUGGCCGUGGACGAGAUGUAUGACGACCUGGCCAUGCUGGAGAAGGAUCUGUACUGGGACGCAACUGAGGCUCGCGCCCCCUACACCGCAGCUACCGCGUUCCUGCGGCAGCAGCCGUCCUUCCAGGGCUCCACCUUCGAUAUCACGCUGGCCAAAGAGGACAUGCAGUUCCAGCGGCUGGACGGCGUGGACGGGCCGCUGGGCGAGGCGCACGGCGACUUUCUGCAGCGCCUCCUGCCGGUAGGCGCAGGCAUGGGCGCGGGAGGCCUGCUGGGCCGGCGCCUGUCCUUAAUGCGCCGCAAGAACAGCUGCGUGUCUGAGACGUCCACAGCCGCCAGCUGCACGUGCGCAGGCGCCCCCGACGGCACGGCCCCGGAGUGCGGUUGCGGGGACCCGCUGCUCGACUCCGGCCUGCGGGAGCCAGAGCCGGAGCUCCCCGCCGGCCCCGAGCUGCCCGUCCCGGGGCCCGCCGCCGAGCCCUUCACCACUGUGCCUAUGCCCGCGCCCCGGGGCCCGGCUCCACCCUGGCUGCCCAGCCCCAUUGGCGAGGAGGAGGAGAGUCUAGCCUGAGGCCCUCAGGCCCAGGAUCCCCCAAGGACAGGGACACAAAUCCCGACAGGGCACGCAGGCAGCAGUCCGGGUCUGCAUAAGCCGCGUGUGGACUCCAUCUGUCCGAUUUUGACCCGUUCCCGCCUCCUGCGCGCCGGCCUUCACGUCUGGCACUGGGGCUUGGAGCGCCUCCAGUGGGCCAGGCACUGGGCUAAGGGUGAAGGAUUCUUCCAGCUUCUUUGAACAGGCGGUCCUUCCCACCAGCUCUACUUCCCUCCCUCCACUGCCUGAAAGGCCCCCAUUAGUGUGCCCUGCCUUCAUUCUUUCCUUAAAGUGGAGACGUGAGUGCCUACCUCAUUGAGUUAUGGGGAUGAAAUAACGGUUUUAGAAUGUUGAUUACAUAAUAGGUGCUCAAUAAAAUGUUA
Messenger RNA from Mirounga angustirostris (Northern elephant seal), 2152 nucleotides. It is a transcript of the gene BEST2, whose product is annotated as bestrophin 2. Bases 69 to 1748 code for a protein of 559 amino acids. The transcript has 10 exons. Gene Ontology annotation, molecular function: chloride channel activity. The record is from RefSeq and is a predicted model, not a curated record. Lineage: Eukaryota; Metazoa; Chordata; Mammalia; Carnivora; Phocidae.